Messenger RNA from Branchiostoma belcheri (Belcher's lancelet), 1940 nucleotides. RefSeq names its product ankyrin repeat domain-containing protein 27-like. The transcript has 9 exons. Gene Ontology annotation, molecular function: protein binding. The record is from RefSeq and is a predicted model, not a curated record. The coding region runs from base 6 to 1022 and encodes 338 amino acids. NCBI's taxonomy places the organism in Eukaryota, Metazoa, Chordata, Leptocardii, Amphioxiformes, Branchiostomatidae.
CAGAUAUGGAGGAGAUGUGGCAACUCUGGACCACACACAGUCAUGAUGUCAUGGCACAACUGUACACACACAGUCGUGAUGUCAUAGGAAACCUGUGCACACACAGUCAUGAUGUCACAGCAGAGCUGUGGAGGGUGUGGGACCUGGUACAACAGUCAGUGGUUGCUAUGUUGGCUGUCCUGAUGCAGGUUGCUGAAGGAUCAUCUAUGAAAGCAGAUGUCUGGGGACAGAGACUUGCCGUGGGUUUUGUAGCUGUGCUGCUGACUGCCAUGAUGUGUAGGAUAGUCGUACAUGUCACACAAGGAGGCAGAGAAGCUACAAAGAAGCGGAGGGUUACAAAGUGCAGCACCAAACCUAGAUGUCUUCAGUCACCAGGCCUAAGAGACAUAGACCUGUUUGAUUUAGCAAAGACUGCCUACCGACCAGGCUAUGCAAAGAAGGUAGCAGAGGAAGUGGAGAGACGUCACCUGGACAUCAACCAGACCCUCCCCAGUACUGGGAUGUCCCUGUUUCUGUGUUCCUGUCUGAGUGGCUCUCAUGAGCUGGUACACAAACUCAUCAAGAAAGGUGCAGACAUGCAGGUGCGCUCUGCGGCAGGUGACAGUGCGCUGUACCUGGCAGUAUACGGCUGCACCUGCUCACACCAGACCAACUUGUCCCUCGUACGCAGUCUCAUAGAUGCAGGCUGUGAUGUGAAUGCUGCCAAUGACCGAGGGAACACCCCCCUGCACCAGGCUGCCAUGAGUGGGAACAUCCCACUCAUCAAGCUGCUGCUCAAACAUGGUUCCGACCCUUACAUCGCGAACAGUGCCAACAUUCUGCCCAUCGACUGCGCAACAAACACAGGCCACCUGGUUGCUGCUAAGCUGCUGCGGGUUAAGAUCAGCGCUCCUGACCAGGUCUGGGAUGUGGUGGAGCCCCACACCCCGCUCAAGGUCACCCUGGGCUUCAUGACGCCCAGCAAGAACCACCUGGCAGACUCCUCCUUCAGUCAGAAGAGACUCAUGUUCCACUCCUGCUAGAUGUGCCACGAGUUACCAUCCCUGGUUUUUCUGUUGCUCCGACGUUUUGAACCUUGUUGGGAAGUUUUCAGGCCAUCUUUGGAGAGCUGUUUGCUGCUGAGGUAGGGGGGUCAAAAUCCCUUUAUUAUUUUUUUAAAUCUUUUAUUUACGUUUAUUUAUUGAGAAUUGGCCAAAAAGCAGAAUACUUGUGCCUCCAAAAAUACAUUGGGUAGGAAUGUAAUUAAUGGAUUCAGAAAACCAUCAAAAGUAUUUUUUUCUUUAUUUAAAUUAUAUUUUAACCUUCUUCCUACUGCCUAUCCCUUUAAUCAAUAGGCAGUUGGUAGUCAAACAGUUUGGUGUGCCUAAUGUGGUAUGCAAAAGCAAAAUUUGCAAGACUGCAAGCUUACUAACAACCAUAAACAUGGAAUGCAGUUUCUGUUAAGGUCAUUCUAAAAAAAGAAAGCAGGUUGAAAUGUACAAUUUACUAACCUGUGUUUAGAAAUAGCAAAAGUAUUAGUUGAUAGCCUAUAUAGAUGACCUGUGUGACCUAACUUACAUUUGAUAUCAAUAUAGUAUUACAUGCUCAAAGUAAUCGAAAAUCUUUUGACUCCACCAAACUAUGUUGUACAUCUUUCUACUGCCCCAGAUCUCUUCUAGCCAAAAGUAGGGUUUUUUGCCUCUCUAUAAUAUGGCUCAAUUUUACAUUGUUCCUAGAAGGGAUUGUAUUUAUCAACUGAUGUAGAAUAUUUAUUGUACACUUGUACAGGUAUGAAUAUAGACUUGUUAUGUUACACUUUAUUCACUUGUGAAAAUGAUGCUUCUAGAACAUAUAGUUGUCUGGUUCAUAUAGCUAGAGUUUUGGAGACUGUUGUAGCUUGACUUCAAACAAAACUGUUAUAAACUACUUCUUUAUGUAAAUAUAGUUGCUUCUGAAGCUUU